This is a messenger RNA of Candidula unifasciata, 1098 nucleotides long. NCBI's taxonomy places the organism in Eukaryota, Metazoa, Mollusca, Gastropoda, Stylommatophora, Geomitridae. The record is from the annotation of a GenBank genome assembly.
AUGCCCGUGUCUACAAAAGUCGUGACCCUGAAUCAACUCCCGCCUCCUACACUGGGCAAGAUCACUCACUUCAGCAUUGAGCUACAGUUUGAGGAGGCUCUCUCUGUUGCCAAGGCCACAUGUGGGAACCCAAAGGCCGCUAUCAAGCUUUAUCUUGAAGCAAAAACCGAAAAAGGACAAUGGGAGAAAGCUUACACCGGUCUGUCCAAAAGCUGCACGCAUACAGGUCUUCAGCCCAGCAAGUUAUACUACUACAGGCUGAAGGUGGACCAUUCAUCAGUGAAAAGUGACUGGAGCGAUACAAUCACAGCCAAAACCCUAGCUGCACCAUAUACAGGCGAUGACUUACAUUCUGCAAUCCGGAGAGGAAAUAUAACGAAGGUCAAGGAAAUUCUGGAUUCUGGAGAUGUCCAUCCUGAUGCACAAGACGAGAAAGACUUUAGUGCACUUCUGGCUGCAGGCCUUCAAGAAAACGUGGAGCUAAUGGAACUGUUGCUAGAACAUGGUGCAGAUGUCAACAGGAAGGAUGCCGGAGGAAAGACUCCGUUGAUCCAUGCUGCCAGCAGGGACCUCUUAGAAACUGUCAAAUGGCUGUGUGAACAUGGAGCAGAAACACAAACACUGGAUAAAUCUGGCAUGGCUGCAAUCCACCACGCUGUGGAUGGGGGAUAUGUCAGAUUGGUUGAGUGGAUGUUGGAUAAUUCAGAAAAGUAUGGCUUUGAUAUUGAGCAGAUUGAAAAAUCAGGAGGGAUGACACCGCUAAACAGAUGUGCUAACAUGACUCCUGAUUCAAAGGCGUAUGAACUAGCUGCAAGUCUUCAGUUGAGAGGGGCUAACAUGUCAACAAAGGCCUACAACCAUUUCACUCCCCUGCUAAAUGCAAUUAUUAGAAGGAAACCUAAGUUGGUUGAAUUCUUUCUGGCAAGGGGUGCAGAUAUAUAUGAGCCCAAUGAGAAUGGACAAACACCGUAUGAUAUUGCACAGAGUGUUGGAAAUGAACAAAUCCUGCGAGCUUUUGAAAACAGGAUUCAACAGUUAAACAUGUUACCGAAACCAAAGAGGACAACAGCAUCCAGCAACGAGCUAGAGGUAUCAUAA